GAAAGUAAAAAAAGAUCAAUGUGUUUCGUUUCAAAUUAGCAUAACUUAGACCAAUGGUCAGCGUUAUUUAUGUAUUAUUCAGCGAAUUAUAAGUUUACUAUAGCAGCACUUGCCUUCCAAACACACAGUCCGUUCGAUGUUUUGUUUGAGCUUACAGUUGUUGUAAGCCGUAACUUCGGAUUAAUUUUAAAAAAAUAUUUGGUUACUUGUUUUACGAAUUGAAAAUAUAAUUUUGAAAGUUUUGCAGUUGCACCACUUCUUCUCGAAAGCAUAAAAAUGAAUCGUUUAUCAGGAAUUUCGAAAGGUCUUCAUAAGUACAUUUUUAAUUCAGCAGAGCAAUACGCACUCACCUUAACAAUUAAGGAUAUGCCCCGACCGAAAACUUUACCUAUAAUCGGUACAAAACUCGAUUUUCUGCUAGCAGGGAGAGGUACCAAGCUCCACGAUUACAUUGAUGCGAGACACAAACAAUUAGGAAGUAUUUUUACUGAAAAUUUAGGCGGAAACACAGAUUUGGUAUUCAUCAGUGAUUCUGAUUUGAUGAAGUCAUUAUUCUUAAAUCUUGAAGGAAAAUAUCCUGUACACAUAUUACCGGAACCAUGGGUUUUGUACGAGAAAUUAUACGAUUUUAAAAGGGGAUUAUUCUUCAUGAAUGGCGAAGAAUGGUUGGAAAAUCGUCGAAUAAUGAAUAAACAUUUGCUUCGGGAAAAUUCCGACGCCUGGUUAGAAACCCCUAUAAAAGAAACAGUCAAAAAUUUUGUUGGAAAAUGGAAAAAUCGUGCUGCAGGUGCAAGUUGCGUCAUUUCGAACCUGGAUUUGGAACUUUACAAAUUGUCUACAGAUGUUAUUAUUAAAGUGCUUCUUGGCGCGGAUUCGAAACUUUCGGAGAGUAGGCAAUAUGAAGAUUUGAUUUCAAUUUUUUCGCAAGAAGUUAAAAAAAUAUUUCAGACGACAACAAAAUUAUAUGGCCUACCAUUAAAUUUAUGUCAAAGGUUAAACUUAAAAGUUUGGACAGACUUUAAAGAAAGUGUUGAUUCUUCAAUUUUUCUGGCUCAAAAAAUUGUGAAUGAAAUACUUUUGAAUAAGAACAAAACUAAUGGAUUGAUAAAGAAAUUAAGCGAUGACAACGUAAGCGAUGAAAUAAUAAAAAAAAUUGCUGUCGAUUUUGUAAUUGCUGCUGGGGACACGACUUCUUAUUCAACAUUUUGGUCACUUUUGAUGCUUUCCGAAAACAAUGAGACUAUAAAAGACGUUCGUGAGCAAGGUUCAUCAUUUGUAAAACACGUGGUAAAGGAGACAAUGCGCCUAUAUCCAGUGGCUCCGUUUUUAACGAGAAUAUUGCCCCAAGAAUGUUUGCUGGGACCAUAUAAAAUUAAUAAAGGGACCCCAAUUAUUGCUUCCAUAUAUACCUCAGGCCGUGAUGAACAUAAUUUCAGCAAUGCUCACAUGUUCCUGCCAUAUAGAUGGGACAGGAAUGACCCAAGAAAAGCUAGUCUCAAGAACCAUGUGCCUUCAGCAACAUUGCCUUUUGCUUUGGGAGCACGAACUUGCAUUGGGAAGAGGAUUGCUAUGAUGCAACUUACAGAGAUAAUAGAGCAGAUUGUGAAUAAUUUUAAUUUUAAGAUACAAGGUGGUGAAAAUGUUAAACCAAUCACUUGCCAAGUGUUAGUCCCGGACAGGCAUGUUGAAUUAUUCCUCAAUCCUAAGGAGACUUAA
Molecule: messenger RNA, 1716 nt
Organism: Papilio machaon (common yellow swallowtail)
Lineage: Eukaryota; Metazoa; Arthropoda; Insecta; Lepidoptera; Papilionidae
Gene: sad
Product: cytochrome P450 315a1, mitochondrial
Exons: 8
Coding region: 277-1716 (479 amino acids)
Biological process (GO): cortisol metabolic process; C21-steroid hormone biosynthetic process; cholesterol metabolic process
Cellular component (GO): mitochondrial inner membrane
Molecular function (GO): heme binding; iron ion binding; oxidoreductase activity, acting on paired donors, with incorporation or reduction of molecular oxygen
Source: RefSeq, a predicted model, not a curated record